Messenger RNA from Morus notabilis, 2425 nucleotides. RefSeq names its product acyl-coenzyme A oxidase 3, peroxisomal. The record is from RefSeq and is a predicted model, not a curated record. NCBI's taxonomy places the organism in Eukaryota, Viridiplantae, Streptophyta, Magnoliopsida, Rosales, Moraceae. Gene Ontology annotation, molecular function: acyl-CoA oxidase activity; FAD binding; fatty acid binding. Gene Ontology annotation, biological process: fatty acid beta-oxidation using acyl-CoA oxidase; lipid homeostasis. The transcript is spliced from 14 exons. Bases 118 to 2130 code for a protein of 670 amino acids. Gene Ontology annotation, cellular component: peroxisome.
UAAGCUUCAAACUUUCUCGGUUUGCAACGACGACUUGAAAGAAACGCUUUAAGGCUUCGUCAGUGUCAUCAUCUUCUUCUCAACUUCGAUCCUUCUCUCUCCCAAAACGACAACAAAAUGGACCGCGUUUCACGGCGAACCCGGGUUCUCACCAACCACCUCAUCGGACCUCCGCCGGAGACGCUUCUCGCCGCCAAUCCAUGCCUCAAUUACUCUCCGCCGGAGCUGUCGGAGCCGUCCGAAUUCGAUCCCAAGGCGAUGCGAUCGCUGUUGGACGCGCACAAUCUUCAGCAGCGGGACUGGCUCUUCGGGCUCCUGAUCCAGAGCCCUCUCUUCAAUCCCCGCACCGCCGCCGGGAAAGUCUUCGUCUCGCCGGACUACAACCAGUCGAUGCAGCAGCAGAGGGAGAUGACGAUGAAGCGAAUCACCUAUCUUUUGGACCGAGGCGUCUUCCAUGGUUGGCUCACGGAGAAAGGGCCCGAGGCAGAGAUGAGAAAGUUCGCGUUUUUCGAGGUCAUUGGGAUUUACGAUCAUUCCCUUGCUGUCAAGCUCGGCGUUCAUUUCUUCUUGUGGGGUGGAGCUAUCCAGUUUUUUGGUACAAAGCGCCAUCAUGACAAGUGGUUGAGGGACACUGAGAAUUACGCCAUUAAGGGUUGCUUUGCAAUGUCUGAAUUGGGUCAUGGAAGUAAUGUUCGAGGAAUCGAAACAGUCACGACUUAUGAUAAGAAUACCGGAGAAUUUGUGAUUAGUACUCCUUGUGAAUCGGCUCAGAAGUACUGGAUUGGAGGGGCGGCUAAUCAUGCAACACACACGAUAGUCUUCUCACAGCUAAAUAUAAAUGGGAGCAAUCAAGGGGUCCAUGCAUUUAUAGCCCAGAUCAGGGAUGCUGAUGGCAAUGUUUGUCCCGACAUCAGAAUUGCUGACUGUGGUCAUAAGAUUGGUUUAAAUGGUGUUGACAAUGGUCGAAUCUGGUUUGACAAUGUACGGAUCCCCAGAGAAAAUUUGUUGAAUUCAGUUGCAGAUGUUUCUCUAGACGGCCAGUAUUUGAGUUCAAUAAAAGAUCCGGAUCAGAGGUUUGCAGCAUUCUUGGCUCCUUUGACAUCUGGACGUGUAACUAUUUCAGUCAGUGCAAUUUACUCAUCAAAGAUUAGUUUAGCUAUUGCCAUAAGGUACGCAUUGACUAGGCGGGCCUUUUCUCUUACACCAAAUGGCCCUGAAGUUCUCUUGCUUGAUUAUCCCAGUCAUCAACGGCGACUUUUGCCUCUCCUUGCAAAGACAUACGCUAUGAGUUUUGCUGCCAAUUACUUGAAAGAGAUUUAUGUGAAGAGAACGCCCGAGUCAAACAAAACCAUCCAUGUUGUGUCGAGUGCAUUCAAGGCUACACUUACCUGGCACAACAUGAGGACUCUUCAGGAGUGUCGUGAAGCCUGUGGAGGGCAAGGUCUGAAGACUGAAAAUCGCGUAGGUCAUAUGAAAGCUGAAUACGAUGUGCAGUCCACUUUUGAGGGAGACAACAAUGUUCUCAUGCAGCAGGUCAGCAAGGCACUGCUUGCAGAAUAUAUUGCAGUUCAGAAGAAAAAUAAACCAUUUAAAGGAUUAGGAUUAGAACACAUGAACGGGGCCCAUCCUGUGAUUCCAUCUCAGCUUACAAGUUCUACUCUCGGAAGUAGCCAAUUCCAGAUGGAUGCGUUCUGCUUAAGAGAACGGGAUCUACUGAACCGUUUUUCUAUGGAAGUGUCACAACAUCAAAAACACGGCCAAAGCAAAGAGCACGCUUUCAUUCUGAGUUAUCAGCUCGCAGAAGAUCUUGGUAGAGCUUUCUCAGAUCGCGCAAUAUUGCAAACUUUUCUAGAUGCCGAGGCUACCGCUGGUUCAUUGAAGGAUGUGUUCGGAAAGUUGAGGUCCAUGUAUGCAUUAAUCUGCUUGGAAGAAGAGGCUGCAUUCCUCCGAUAUGGCUACUUAUCGAUGGAAAAUGCUGCUGCGAUUAGGAAAGAAGUAACGAAACUCUGCAGUGAAUUGCGACCGCAUGCGCUUGCAUUGGUCAGUUCCUUUGGCAUCCCUGAUGCGUUUCUGAGCCCCAUCGCUUUUAACUGGAUUGAUUCAAAUUCAUGGUCUUCCACUCAGCACUAAGCUCAGGUUGCCCCUCUUUCUACUCCAUUAUAUCGAGGAAUAGGUGUUCCGAUAAUGGCUAAGAAAGAUGGCUAAGAAAGCUUCAUUCCAAACUCAAUAAAAAUGUUGGGAUGUCUAUUUAUUUAUAGUGUAAUAAUGAUAACUAUAAAGGAAGAAAACAAAGGAAAUUAUUGUAAUACCACGUACAAUUUUUUGCAAACGUAUGCAACAAGAGUUGACGCAAUAAUGGUUGAAUAUUCGAAGGUGGUGUUAUUCAACAAAUCAUAAAUUGUUAAAUAGUGUUAGGUCUUCAAAA